Messenger RNA from Nannizzia gypsea CBS 118893, 279 nucleotides. RefSeq lists its product as hypothetical. The record is from RefSeq and is a predicted model, not a curated record. Lineage: Eukaryota; Fungi; Ascomycota; Eurotiomycetes; Onygenales; Arthrodermataceae. Bases 1 to 279 code for a protein of 92 amino acids. The transcript has a single exon.
AUGAACAUCUAUUAUAAUGCUGCGACAUGGCUGAAUAUGACUACUAUCUAUGGCGGAUGCUAUGCUGAAGCCAAAGCGGCUUCUGGCUCUAGUCUUUCCGACGGGCCAACGGUGACAGCUGCACCGACAGCAGCGCUGGGUAGAGGAAGCGCUACGAGCGCCAUCGAACAGACCAGGAGCCCGAACGCCAAUGGUGUACUUGAUCGGGCGAUGAUCUGCUCUGUGUGGAAAGCUGCUAGUGUAUGGGUAGUCUGGGUUUUGAUAAGCUAUGGCGUGUAG